AUGUCACAUAAAAAAGUAGUCUUGUCUACUUCUUUAGAUGUUCAACUUCAAGUCUUAUUGACAGGUGAAAAUGAAGAAGAUAUUCAAGAUGAAACGUAUGAAACUUGGCAAGAAGAAAUGUUGGAUGAUGAAGACGAUCAUGAACUGAAUAUCAAAGAACCAGAACCACCGAUUCAGGAGUCGAUAGACAACAACAACAACAACAACAGCGAUAACAACAAUAAUAAUAACAACAACAAUGAGCCUGCAGAUCCAGUGCAAGAAUCACGUGAUAUUCCUCUUGAUUCAAAAGUAUUGCGAGUCUAUGCUGGCAAUGUGGAUGUGGGUGCAUCUUAUUAUUCUGUUCGAGUGACAGAAAGAACCAGUGUGGAUGAACUACUGACCCAUGCCCUUGAGAAGUUCCAUAUCUCACAAAUCGAGACUCAACAUGGUCGCCAUGUGGGUAAACAUAGCUGUGUUGAGUAUUAUUUGACAGUCAAGGCACAUGAUGGAGAUGAAUUCAUACUGGAUCCACAAGAUAAACCGUAUGCCAUUCAUGAAUCACUUACUGCUCAUUUAACAACACCCAUGCCUUCCUUAACUCAGUUUAGACAGCUGGCUUCUGGUAAUGACUAUGCAAAGCGAAAAAAGAAGCGACAUACAGAUGCACCCCUUCAGUUCUUCAUGCAUAAACGUAUCAAGCGAGUCAAUGAUAAGAGUGGACAAGUCCAUAUCAAAGUGUCUUUGAUGACCACGCCACCUACGGAAAAGACAAACACAAUCAAGAAAAUGACGACACUCAGGAGAUUCAGCAAGAAAAAAGAGACAAAAGCAGAAAGGAUCGACAAAUUAAUUGCUACUCCUGCAAGCAUCGCUAUUUCCGAACUCACUUCUAUUGCCCUUGUCAAGUUUCAUUUGAUAUCAGACAAAGAUCAACCACACACAUAUCGUUUGAUUCUUCAUGCAAAUGGAAAAGACACACUAUUACAUGCUGAACAACGCUUAUCAGAUGUACUCAAAACACUGGAUGGAACUGAAAAAUACUUUGUACUUCACAGCUUCAAUUCAAUUCAAGAUAGACCCGCACAAUCUUCCACCAUGAAACCAACAACAUCAAGUAAGGUCUUUCCAGAGACAAUUGUUCACAAUCGCAAUCAUUACUUAUCUCGUGGUCAUCCAGUCAUGACCCGCCUUGAUAGUCAGACUGAGUCUAUUCUGAAGCGUAUCGACGCUGCUCUAGAGGCUUAUGAAACCACCGCAGUCCAGAAGAAACCCAAUGCGUUCCCUUCUCCCAUGUCUGUUUCUCGUAACAAAGAUGGAGUUGAUAUCCACUUACCUCAUGGUUUAUUGCGAAGUACUACUUUAGCAGAUAAAAAGACACAAUAUUCAUUGAUGAAGUUUCCAAACACACUUGUGCUACAAAAGACAGUGCCUGGAAAGAAUACAGAUAAUAGUAGUAAUAUUUCAGGUGAAGACAUGGCUACACUGGUGAAAUAUGGAUCUCAAUAUUUAGAUGCUUAUGAUGCAGCCAAUAAGCCUCUUGUUACCGGUCGAUUACUCGCUGAAAAAGACAGUUCUGGUAAAAGUUUAUCAAGUCUUGAAGAUUUGGAAAAAGUAAAAGUAAAUUAA
This is a messenger RNA of Gilbertella persicaria, 1608 nucleotides long. RefSeq lists its product as uncharacterized. The transcript has 2 exons. The record is from RefSeq and is a predicted model, not a curated record. Lineage: Eukaryota; Fungi; Mucoromycota; Mucoromycetes; Mucorales; Choanephoraceae. The coding region runs from base 1 to 1608 and encodes 535 amino acids. Gene Ontology annotation, biological process: signal transduction.